CGCCCGGGGGAAUCCCAGCGGCGGCCGGAGCCGGGCGGGCAUCCCCCGACUGCCGGAGCCGGGCGGGCAUCCCCCGGAGCGGCGGGGGCGGCGCAGAGUUUACUCUUUUCUCCAUUAAGUCAGCUCCCAGUUUCUGAGUGCAAAAUAUUUGGCAGUAUGUCCAAGGGGAGAGAAGCAUCUCGUGCUGGUUCUGAGCAUAAGGAGUUUUGAGACUGACUGAUCUCUCAGGAGCAAGAAUCAACAUUUCAACAGCUGAUGGACUCGGAGCUCCUGAACAGGCUGCGCCAGGCCAACCAGGAGCUUCUGCAAAGGCUGAGAAUAAAGCAGGAGGAGAUCAGAAAAGGACUUCCCAGCAAGAAACGCCUUCCAGCAGCUCUUCAUGGCAGUCCAGCUGCUGAGAGAUGGAUCCCCUUGUCCAGCAGAGUGAAGGAAAAUGAGGCUGAUGCAGUAAAAUCUACAGCUGACCCUGGAAUAAUGGUGUCUGUGGAACCCAGAGGUGGCCCAGCCCUCAGCUCAUCUCUUAAACACAGCAGCAGUGCCAGAGGGCUACAGCAACAGCAAGCAAACACACAGGAAGGAGCAGACCUCAAUUCCAGCCUUCCUGGGAAAGAGAAGAGUGUUGUGCCAGUGUCAGCAGUCACUACGUGUGGCAGAGAAGUCUCCAGAGUGGAUGGGGAUGGUGGUGCUCAAGGAAGUCCAGAGAAAGAAUCCUUCUUCCUGGGACAUGGAGAGAACAGAAAACAGUCUGCUGUGCUGCAUGGUUUCCAUGAGAAAAGUCAUCCAGGGCCAUCACAAAACAAAGACACCAGUAAGAAGCAGGUGGUCAUCAAAGAGCCCCGUGUCCCUAAAUCAGCCCUGCUGAUGUCUCCAUCCAAACAGCCGAAGAAGGAAACUCGUCAUGUGACUUUUCAGUCUGACCCUGAAGAAGAUGCCAUACCUGUCAGCAGCUGGUCUGCCCAUCCUUUACUGGGCUAUGACUGGAUUGCAGGGCUUCUUGAUACAAAGUCUCCAGUAACAGAAAAAUCUGAGCAAUACUUUGCUGAGCUGCAUGAGUUCCGACAGUCCAACAGAGAAACCUGUAUUCAUCAGCAGCACCUGGAGCCUGAGGCUCUGGAUUGCACCAGUCCUGAAGAAGAACUGGAUUUGAUAAUUGGUUCUCAUAAGUGUGUUUACUGUUACGGAUUAAACCAGCGCCUCUUCACCAUCCCUGCGGAUGCAGAGUCUGCCUGCCCUGUGUGUAAGAUCCCACGUAGCCAGCAGCCCCCAGGGACACUGGAGGAGCCAGCCUAUGUCAGGGUCAGCAUUCCCAGGUCUGCCCUUUUGCCAGCCCACAAGUACAAAGCCCACCGCAGGAGGAGCUUUGAGCCAGCAGAUGAUCUUGCCCUGCCCUCGCAUUGCAUGGCUGGCUGGGAAAACAUGGUUCCUUCCAGCAGCACCCUGCUCAGCAGUUUGGAUCUGAGAGCCUCACUGGAGGAGAAGCCUUCUCCCUGCCCUCACCUGGACUCAGUGUCCAGAGUGUCAGGAAAAGCCAGAACUGCCAAGUUUCUACACCUGCCUCACUUGGCUCACUGAGGUUCAGCAGAGCAAACCAGGACAGCAGGCAGCAGCUCUCAGUUCAGACCCCACUCCCUCAACACUCUGGAUCAUGACUUGAUUGCCCUGGGGAAGGGAUGGGCAGGCACGUGGAAACAGCUCAGAAACAAAGCAAUUUGGAUAAAAAUAAAUCUUUGGACAGAUUUCCCCCAGUUUUCAUAGUCAUGCACUUCAGUGAGCAGCUAAUUUAUACAGAUCUGAGCUUGUACAGUCACUGUGUUCACUUUGCAUUUUUUGCCUUUUACAGCUACUGAGCAGCUGCAUGAACUGUCCCAGCUAGGCUGGAUGAAGUCCUGUGUGCAGGAUCUUUAGGGCAUCUGCCACCUCAGCUGAGAACCAGUGUGGCAUUAACUCUGAAUGCCAGCUGAGGAAUUGGCCUGUGAAGGGCCUGGCUCAGUGGAGUGACACAAAUAUGUUUAUUUUCAGAUAUUUGAAACAUGACACACAGUUUUCUACUGAGUUAAACUUGAGUUCCUCAGUGAUUUGUAAAAAAUUUUAAAAUUCAGUUUAUUCUCAGUGCAAUGUAUGUAGCUACAGAAUGUAGUACAACAGAGUAACUUUGAAUGUGAAAAAAAUCUUAAAUGAGAUUUAAUUAAUCAAUGAGCUAGAUAAUGCCUUAAAAUGGUUGCAUAUUUUGCUUACCUCUACUAUUCCAAGUUUUCUGGAAAUAAACCAAAAAAGCAUUUUAGAAUUUUUGAAUUGUACAAAACCAAACUACUUCACAUAGUGUGAUUUGUUUAAACUUUAUAGACCAAUCUUACUUUCUGUGUCUGAAAACAAUAAAACUGAUGGUUUAUUUUGCUUU
Molecule: messenger RNA, 2398 nt
Organism: Onychostruthus taczanowskii (white-rumped snowfinch)
Lineage: Eukaryota; Metazoa; Chordata; Aves; Passeriformes; Passeridae
Gene: MIIP
Product: migration and invasion inhibitory protein
Exons: 11
Coding region: 256-1572 (438 amino acids)
Biological process (GO): negative regulation of cell migration; negative regulation of G2/M transition of mitotic cell cycle
Source: RefSeq, a predicted model, not a curated record